GAAGUCGGCAUUGAUCUAGAUGGCGUCUUUAAAGAAUUUCUGGAGGAGACCCUUCGUCGCGUCUUUGACCCAAGCCUCAACCUCUUCCGAGUAACUUCGGACCAGCGCCUUUACCCGUCACCAACCUCCCAUCUUCAAGAAAGCCAUUUGCAGUUAUUCGAAUUUCUAGGAAAGAUGCUAGCCAAGGCUAUUUAUGAGCACCAUACUGGCGACAUUUCUGAUCUCGAACUAACCUACUCUUACGACGAAGAUUGCCUUGGCCAGACUGUAGUCCAUGAUCUCUCUCCUGGUGGUCGAUACAUCACAAUUACGAAUGACCUUAAGUAUGAUGUCCAUUUGAUUAUUUAUUUAAUAUUUAUUAUUCGAUUUUAUAUUUCCAUUUAUACUUCAUGGUCUUAUCAUAGUGACCAUUACUUUUAUUUAUCAAACCAUUUAUUCAGAAUCAGCUACGUUCAUCGUGUGGCCCACUUCCGUAUGUACAAACAAAUUCGGAGUCAAACUUCAGCGUUUAUUCGAGGCUUUUACUCUAUUUUAAAUCCAAAUUGGCUUGCGAUGUUCUCACCACCAGAGUUGCAGAAACUAGUAUCCGGCGAUUCGGUUUCUAUUGAUAUUGAUGAUCUUCGGUUAGUUUGGACUUUGGAAAGAUGA
Messenger RNA from Protopolystoma xenopodis, 648 nucleotides. Lineage: Eukaryota; Metazoa; Platyhelminthes; Monogenea; Polystomatidea; Polystomatidae. The record is from the annotation of a GenBank genome assembly.